Messenger RNA from Penicillium paradoxum, 1377 nucleotides. Its product is annotated as glycoside hydrolase family 76 protein. The record is from RefSeq and is a predicted model, not a curated record. Gene Ontology annotation, molecular function: mannan endo-1,6-alpha-mannosidase activity. Lineage: Eukaryota; Fungi; Ascomycota; Eurotiomycetes; Eurotiales; Aspergillaceae. Gene Ontology annotation, biological process: fungal-type cell wall biogenesis; carbohydrate catabolic process. The transcript is spliced from 4 exons. The coding region runs from base 1 to 1377 and encodes 458 amino acids.
AUGCAAUUGUCUGGCACAUGGUCCUUCCUUAAUGGCCUCAUCGCAACCCUACUCUUCUCAAAUUUAACGUUUGCGAUCGAAAUAGACAUCAACGAUAAAGAGUCAAUCAAAGAUGCCGCAAGUACGAGUACUUAUGCUAUGAUGGGGUGGUAUGCCGGUAAUGAGACUGGACAAAUCCCUGGCUCAUUCCCAGAAAAAUGGUGGGAAGGGUCUACUCUCUUCCUCGCGCUACUUCAAUACUGGCAUUUCACCGGCGACGAGACAUAUAACCCUCAGGUGAGCCAAGGAAUGCAGUGGCAAUCUGGCGAUGAGGGUAACUACAUGCCAAGCAACUACAGUAGCUACCUGGGAAAUGACGACCAAAUGUUCUGGGGACUUGCAGCCAUGAUGGCCGCCGAGCUAAAAUUCCCCGAUGUUGAAGACGGAUUCUCGUGGCUUUCGCUAGCACAGGGUGUAUUCAACACGCAAACUGCCCGGUGGGAUACGACAACAUGUGGUGGCGGUCUGCGUUGGCAGCUUUUCCCUUACCAGGACGGAUAUACCAUGAAGAAUUCCAUAUCGAAUGGCGGUUUAUUCCAGCUGGCUGCACGCCUAGCCCGCUACACGAAUGACGACAAGUAUAUCAAGUGGGCCGAGAAGAUUUGGGAUUGGUCCACUUCCUCUGUUCUGGUGAACAACAAGACGUGGAGCGUCGCCGACUCAACGGACAUGGCCAAUGAUUGUGCUGAUUCUGGUGACUACCAGUGGUCCUAUAAUUAUGGCACCUAUUUGAUGGGUGCUGCCUAUAUGUACAAUUUUACAGAUGGAGCUGAAAAAUGGAAGAAGCCAGUGGAUGGUCUUUUAGGCAAAACAUUCAAGACCUUCUUCCCGCACGGCGAUGUCUUCGAAGACAUCACCUGCGAGCCGAUCAAAAAGUGCAACUUCAACGAAAUUCUCUUCAAGGGUCUCACCUCAUCAUGGCUCGCAUUCACCGCGCUCUUGGUCCCCGAUACAGCAGAGCUGAUCAAACCGAAACUCGCAAGUUCUGCCGAAGCCGCUGCAAAGUCCUGCACAGGAAACAACAAUCAGUCAUGCGGAAUCACCUGGUACCAGAACAAGUGGGACGGGACAACUGGCAUGGAGCAAGAGAUCAGCGUAACGAAUGUCUUCCUUGCAAAUAUGAUUAACUUUGACACCGGCACGUUUGGCCCUGUCACAUCCAAGACUGGUGGACGCAGCUCUAGUGAUCCUAAUGCCGGUGACGGCAAGGGGAAGGACGGCGAUGACUCCGAGGAUAAGCCUAUUACGACUGGGGACAGGGCUGGUGCUGGUAUUUUGACGGUGAUCUUUAUCGCUGGAUGGGCUGGAUCCAUGGCAUGGAUGAUGAUUGGUGCCUGA